AUGUUCGGGCAGGCUGUGAUUUUCGGGCCGGACGAUACGCCGUGGGAAGGGGGGACGUUCAAGCUCCUGCUUGAGUUCUCCGAGGACUACCCCAACAAGCCGCCGUCCGUCCGGUUCCUCACGCGCAUGUUCCACCCGAACAUCUACAACAACGGUCAGAUCUGUCUCGACAUCUUGCAGAACCAAUGGAGUCCCAUCUACGACAUCUGCGCCAUCCUCACAUCCAUCCAGUCGCUCCUGUGUGAUCCUAACCCGGCGUCUCCGGCGAAUUCGGAGGCGUCCCGGCUGUACCAGGAGAACAGGCGAGAAUAUAACCGCCGCGUAAGGGAAGUAGUAGAGCAAAGCUGGGUGGACGAAUGACGCGCAGCAAGAAGGAAGGUCACCGGUGGCAGCAAGAAAAAAAAGAGAAGAUGCGCGGUCGUCAGCGUAGGAGUCAUGCGGCUUUACGCAUCAACAAACAGGUGUAGCACCGGAGACUUGGUGGUGGUGGUGCGUGGGUGGU
Messenger RNA from Ectocarpus siliculosus, 502 nucleotides. Lineage: Eukaryota; Phaeophyceae; Ectocarpales; Ectocarpaceae. The record is from the annotation of a GenBank genome assembly.